AUGGGAUGUGGUUCAUCUAUUGAAUGUUCUUCUCCAAGAUGUUAAGAAGCUAAAGGUUCAAGAUGUUAUAAGCAUUCUCAUAAUUAUUCUUGGUGGUGCAAAUACUGCAAAUAAGAAGAAGAUAAUUAUUUUAAAGAAAAUGAUUAAAGAAGGAGGUAAAUAUUAAUAUAAAUCAUUUUAGUGAAAAUGAACGAAGAUUAAAAUAGUAUGAGCAAGAACGAUUACAAAAAGAAAUAGCUGAAAAGGAACGAUAUAUUAGAGAAUAUAAAGAAAUAAUUAGAGAAAAAGAAAGAUGGUUGAACAAAAGAAUUUGA
Messenger RNA from Paramecium sonneborni, 314 nucleotides. The record is from the annotation of a GenBank genome assembly. NCBI's taxonomy places the organism in Eukaryota, Ciliophora, Oligohymenophorea, Peniculida, Parameciidae.